Endocarpon pusillum Z07020 is the source of this 753-nucleotide messenger RNA. RefSeq lists its product as uncharacterized. The transcript has 2 exons. The record is from RefSeq and is a predicted model, not a curated record. Gene Ontology annotation, cellular component: cytoplasm; eukaryotic translation initiation factor 3 complex. Bases 1 to 753 code for a protein of 250 amino acids. Gene Ontology annotation, biological process: regulation of translational initiation. Gene Ontology annotation, molecular function: ribosome binding; translation initiation factor activity. Lineage: Eukaryota; Fungi; Ascomycota; Eurotiomycetes; Verrucariales; Verrucariaceae.
AUGGCUCCUGCCUUCGACAAAUGCCCCACGAGGCCGGCACACAUCGACGCAAUACUCAACGGCCUCGAUCGUUACAACCCGGAAACCACCACCAUCUUCCAGGACUACGUGUCGAGUCAGUGCGAGGAGAAAACGUUCGAUGCAUAUGCCUGCCUGGCGCUGUUAAAACUGUAUAUACCAAUUCAACCCGCACCUCAUCCACCCGGAGACGGUCACCAACAUCCUCGUCAAAGCGCUGACCGUCUUCCCCUCGCCGUCCUUCAGCCUCUGCCUCGCCCUGCUCCCGCCGUCCACGAUCCCCUACCCCUCUCCGCCCUCAAAGGCGACGCCGCCGCCUCCGUCCCCACCACCGACUUUACCGAGUCGAUCCAGAAACUCACCCAGCUCUCCACCCUCCUCGAAUCCGCCCAGUACGCCCUCUUCUGGAGCACGCUCGCCUCCGACGACCUGUACGCCGAUCUCUGCGCCGACGUGGCCGGCUUCGAGGAUCUGGUCCGCAUCCGCAUCGCCGGCGAGGUCGGCAAGGCCUUCCGCCAGAUCGAUCUCGACAUCCUGGGCAGCUGGCUGGAUCUGGACGGAGAGGCCUUGGCCAAAUUCGCCACCGGCCCCUGUGGCUGGAGGAUCGAGGCCGGUAACCAGGUGCUCGUGCCGUCGAAUGCGGAGAAUGAGGCCAAGAGUGAGGUCAAGGGGGAGAGGGUCGGGGUGGAGAUGUUUGGCAGGGUGGUCAGGAGGGGGUUUGAGCAGCCGGCGUGA